This is a messenger RNA of Zea mays, 2253 nucleotides long. RefSeq names its product AP2-like ethylene-responsive transcription factor CRL5. Gene Ontology annotation, molecular function: DNA-binding transcription factor activity; DNA binding. NCBI's taxonomy places the organism in Eukaryota, Viridiplantae, Streptophyta, Magnoliopsida, Poales, Poaceae. Gene Ontology annotation, biological process: regulation of DNA-templated transcription. The transcript has 9 exons. Bases 299 to 1930 code for a protein of 543 amino acids. The record is from RefSeq and is a predicted model, not a curated record.
CACCUACACAGCACUCCCCCCGUAGCCAUAUAUAGCUUGCUCGCAUAAACGUCAAAAAGGAGACUCUUUUGGCCCUCUUCCGGCACCGGCACCGGCACCGGCACCAGCGCCAAUCUAGCUAGUCAGUUUAGCUUCGCUCCUUCGCUUGCUUGCAAGUAACAGCCUCUCUCGUGUCCAAAAAGAAAGUCUUUCUCUGGAAAGGAGAGAAGGAUCAUCAUCACCAGGAUCAAGAAAGAACUCGUCGAUUCCUUACCCCUUCCGUCUUCUUCUGAUCUCAGCUCUAUCCACUAGCUAGGAGAUGGACAUGAACAACGGGUGGCUUGGCUUCUCCUUGUCUCCUUCGGCAGCGAGCAGGGGCGGCUACGGCUACGGCGACGGAGGCGGCGGAGCGAGCGCGAGCGCGUGCGGGGAUGGAGAGGGCUCUUGCCCCUCGCCUGCCGCGGCUGCCUCGCCUCUCCCUCUCGUGGCCAUGCCGCUCGAUGACUCUCUGCACUAUAGCUCUGCUCCAGAUUGGAGGCACGGCGCAGCAGAAGCCAAAGGGCCCAAGCUCGAGGACUUCAUGAGCAUCACUUGCAGCAACAAGAGCAGUGGCCGCAGCCUCUACGACAGCUGCGGCCACCACGACGACGAGCAGGCCAGCAAGUACCACGAGGUCCACGGCAUCCACCCCCUCUCGUGCGGGUCGUACUACCACGGCUGCAUCAGCAGCGGCGGCGGCGGCGGAGGCGGCAUUGGCCUGGGGAUCAACAUGAACGCGCCGCCCUGCACCGGCGGGUUCCCGGACCACCAGCACCACCAGUUCGUGCCGUCGUCGCACCACGGCCAGUACUUCCUGGGCGCCCCAGCCGCAAGCGCGGGCCCGCCAGCAGGCGCAGCAAUGCCGAUGUACAACGCCGGCGGCGGCAGCGUUGUCGGCGGCUCCAUGUCCAUCUCCGGCAUCAAGUCCUGGCUCCGGGAGGCCAUGUACGUGCCUCCGGAGCGACCGGCGGCGGCUGCGCUGUCGCUCGCCGUGACGGAUGACGUCCCGCCGGCCGAGCCGCCGCAGCUGCUGCCGGCGCCGUUGCCGGUGCACCGCAAGCCCGCGCAGACGUUCGGGCAGCGGACGUCGCAGUUCCGUGGCGUCACCAGGCACAGAUGGACCGGGCGGUACGAGGCUCACCUGUGGGACAACACUUGCAGGAAGGAAGGCCAGACUAGGAAAGGGAGGCAAGUCUACCUAGGCGGCUAUGACAGGGAGGAGAAGGCUGCGAGGGCUUAUGACCUGGCAGCUCUCAAGUACUGGGGCCCCUCGACUCACAUAAAUUUCCCGCUGAGCCACUACGAGAAGGAGCUGGAGGAGAUGAAGCACAUGUCGAGGCAGGAGUUCAUUGCACACCUGAGAAGGAACAGCAGCGGCUUCUCGAGGGGAGCAUCCAUGUACAGAGGAGUGACAAGGCAUCACCAGCACGGGAGAUGGCAGGCCAGGAUUGGGAGGGUCGCUGGCAAUAAGGACCUGUACCUUGGCACAUUCAGCACGCAGGAGGAAGCGGCGGAGGCGUACGACAUCGCGGCGAUCAAGUUCCGUGGCCUCAACGCGGUGACCAACUUCGACAUCAGCAAGUACGACGUGAAGCGCAUCUGCGCCAGCACCCACCUCAUCGGCGGCGGCGACGCGUGCAGGCGCUCCCCGACGCGGCCGCCGGACGCGGCGCCGGCGCUCGCAGGUGGCGCCGACCGCUCGUCGGACGCGCCGGGCGACCAAGCCGCGUCCGACAACUCGGACACCUCCGACGGCCACCGCGGCGCCCACCUGCUGCACGGCCUCCAGUACGGCCACCCCAUGAAACUGGAGGCCGGGGAGGGAAGCAGCUGGAUGGCGGCGGCGGCGGCAGCGCGGCCGGUGCCCGGCGUGCAUCAGCUACCGAUGUUCGCGCUGUGGAACGACUGUUGAUUGUGGCAAUGGCAACCUGGUUGGUAGAGUACGUAGUAGUUAGUGAAGAAAUGCAUGUCAUUGCACCUGCAUGCGCAUGCGCGAGCACGAGGUGUAAUAACUUUCGGCAGUAGAAGUGGCGGUGAAGAAGUGGACGACACGGCCUGGGGAAGGACAUGCAUGGCGUACUGCCUCCCUGCAAGCGAGAUGCAUGCAUGUUGCACACGCUCGCCGUUUCUUCGCAAGAUGGCGACAAUUUUGCCGCAAUAUGUAAUGUAAUGGUUCCACAUGCAUGCAUGUUAUUCUUCAAUGAAACACCCCACUAGUAGUUAUCUGAUUUUUGU